Molecule: messenger RNA, 1074 nt
Organism: Phytophthora sojae
Lineage: Eukaryota; Oomycota; Peronosporomycetes; Peronosporales; Peronosporaceae
Exons: 2
Molecular function (GO): phosphatidylinositol binding
Source: RefSeq, a predicted model, not a curated record
CCGCCGCCGAGCGCUGCAUCCCUGCAGGCUGCUGGAGAGGCCAGUCGCGACCUGCAGAUCACGGGCGUGACCCGCCGGAACACCAGUUGGCAGUACCACAUCGAGGUGCUGGACGUGCGCGCGUCCAGCUUCAGCAGCGGCAGCUCCGGCGCCUCGGCGCGCGCGUUGAGCCGCAGCGCCGCGUACCCGGAGCUGCCGCCCAUGGUGCGCUACACCGUCAUGAGGCGGUACACCGACUUCCGCCAUCUGUACAACUACCUGGUGGAGACACACGGCUCGGCGCUGCGCGACGCGCUGCCCAAGUUCCCGGACGGAGGCUGGAUCUCGUAUCUGCGCGGAGACGACCCGCGCCUGCUGCACCACCGGCGCGAGCGGCUCCAGCGGUUCCUGAGGGCAGUGGACGCUCGCCCGGAGCUGCGGUGGAGUGCCGCGUUCACCAUGUUCCUGCGUCCGGACAUCGAGGAGCUGGCGUCGGCUAGUACCAGUGCGUCGAUGCCAACGUCGUAUGGCAGCUACCCGUCGUUUGCGGCCUCGAGCAGCAGCAGCAGCGACUUGGAUGCGCGCCCUCCGCCUCCACCGCCGCGAUCGGCGCCGUCGGCGCUCCCGCCUAGGCAUGAAGGCUCGGAUGCCAGUCCAGUGCCGCCCGUGAGCUCUUCCGGUGGCUAUGUGUCGCUGUCGCACCUCAAGUCUCCUGAGAUUCGCUUCCGCAAGAAGGUGGUGCCCGGAGGAGCGGACGCGCGCAGAGACCUCAAGCGCCGGAGGUUGCACCUGCACAGCCAGGACGCAGACGACGAGGCCUUCGAGCAGCGAAAGCCUUCGGCCAAGAAGCAGCUCGCGAUGGCCCUCAGCGGGGCGCUGGGCUUCAAGCGCUUCGUCGUGGGCGUCGGCAGCGGCGUCAUCGGCACUCUCGGCCGAAUGGGAGGCGAGCGAUCGGACUCGAUAGACACUGCGGAGUACCAAGGGGAUAGUGAUAGUGACAUGGAUGAAGACCGCGGCUCGAGUGAAGGCGCGCGCGGUCGCAACGCUGACUUGCUCAAGAUGCUGUCAAGCGGAGGCAGCCAAACUGUGGAGCAU